AUGACUACGUCGGAGUUCAAUCAAAACACCGAAAAUGAGCCGCUAGCUGCUAUUGCAUCAAACCUACAGUCUCUUGUAGAGUCUCUCAUCGAAUUGGGAGUGAUGGUUCACGAUUUCCAAGGAACACCCCAGUCACAUACAGCUCUUACACAUAAGACAAACCAGGUGGUGAGUCUACUUUCGGGGCUAACGAACAGUCCGUUUGCGCAACAAUUCCCGAUUCCAUUGGAUGUGGUGAGCUAUAUCGAAGACGGUAGAAAUCCAGAUAUUUACACAAGAGAAUUCGUCGAGGUGACGGCAAAGACAAAUGCUAGGUUGAAGGGCAAAAUGCUUGCGUUCAAAAAGCUACGUGAUGUUCUAGGGGAGAAGUUAGUGGACGAGUUUCCGCACCUUAAACCAGGAGUGGAUGAUAUCAAGAGAAAAACUGGUGGGUCGUGA
Molecule: messenger RNA, 438 nt
Organism: Australozyma saopauloensis
Lineage: Eukaryota; Fungi; Ascomycota; Pichiomycetes; Serinales; Metschnikowiaceae
Gene: MED10
Product: mediator complex subunit
Exons: 1
Coding region: 1-438 (145 amino acids)
Biological process (GO): positive regulation of transcription by RNA polymerase II
Cellular component (GO): mediator complex
Molecular function (GO): transcription coregulator activity
Source: RefSeq, a predicted model, not a curated record